Molecule: messenger RNA, 2685 nt
Organism: Lampris incognitus (smalleye Pacific opah)
Lineage: Eukaryota; Metazoa; Chordata; Actinopteri; Lampriformes; Lampridae
Gene: wscd1b
Product: WSC domain containing 1b
Exons: 6
Coding region: 246-1541 (431 amino acids)
Molecular function (GO): sulfotransferase activity
Source: RefSeq, a predicted model, not a curated record
UAUAACACCAGCCUUGGCAAAUACCGAGCGAGUGUGGAGUCCUGCAGGAUGCGCGAGGAAUAGCGGAAGGAGCCAUAGACCGACGAUCGAUUGGUACGGCGGCGCGAGGCGACGCCGUCGCCGUUCGCAACCCUCCAGCAUCACCCGAGAGUGGGUACCAGUUCGCAGGUCUGGAAUAUGGUGCUGAAUGCCACUGUGGGAACCGGAUCAGCAGCCCGCGGGCUCCAGAGGAGGACUGCAGUCUGAUGUGUCGCGGUGAGCGGGGGUCGCCCUGUGGAGGUGUAGGGCGCCUCUCCAUAUACAAGGUCGAAGAGCAGCUUCCGGGUCACAGGAAAUUCAGAAAUGUUCACUACAGCGGCUGCUAUAAGAUGCCAAAGGCCACAGUCGGCACUUUCCCCAUCUACUCCGUUCAAACCAACCUCACCGUACAGUCCUGCAUCGAGACCUGCACAGAUAAGGAGCUCCCGCUGGCUGUGCUGAGGAAGCCCCACUGUUUCUGUACAUGGACAUCCUCUCUUUUCAGCCUGAGCCAACAACCCCGGGACCUGCCGUGUGUGGGGAACAGAGACCGGAACCUCACCGGUACUGCCGUAUCCACAGAACCAACCGACGAUGGCUACUAUCAGGUGUAUCAUACACCUGUCCUGGACUCCAGAUGCAAAGAGAGGAUGUUUUUGCCCCAGAGGUCCGACCCUCUGGUGGCUCUCUCCAGUUUUCCUGGUGCAGGAAACACCUGGGUACGCCACCUCAUCGAACUCGUGACGGGCUGCUACACUGGCAGCUUCUACUUUGAUGGGACGCUGUACAACAGAGGUGGGAAAGGCAGGACACAGUGUUCAACCCGUGUUUCAGUGGCUGUUGUGCGAUGUAUUGGCUUACUAAUGACCCUUAUCCAUCCAUCCACGCAUCCGUCCGUCCGUCCGUCCAUCCAUCCAUCCACCCAUCCAUCCAUUCUGGAUGCAUCCAAAGGCUUCAAAGGAGAGAAGGACUACUGGAAAAGUGGACGCAGCAUCUGUGUGAAGACACAUGAGAGCGGCCAGAAAGAGAUCGAGAUGUUUGACGCCGCCAUCUUGCUUAUCCGGAACCCUUACCGGUCCCUCAUGGCUGAAUUUAACCGCAAGUGUGCUGGACACUUGGGCCACGCCACGGAUGCACAGUGGAAGAGCAAAGCUACUCUCCUCGUUGCAGAAUGGCCGGAUUUCGUUGCCAGCUACGCCCCCUGGUGGGCAUCCCACGCUUUGAGCUGGCUGAAGUUUGGGCGUCGUCUGCUGGUGGUGCACUACGAGGAGCUGCAGAAAGCUCUCUUUCCCCAACUCCGCCGCAUCACCUCCUUCCUGAAUGUAACCGUGACCGAGGAGAGGCUGCUGUGUGCUCAGACCAACCAGGACGGACAUUUCAAGCGCUUGGGGUCCCAGCGGCCCUCCUUCCACCCCUUCACUCCCGAUAUGAGGAGGAUGAUCGACUCCUUCAUUCACACUGUGGACCAGGCGUUGAAGGGCAGGAAUAUCAGUGGACUUCCACAAGAGUAUCUACCCAGAUGAUAUUAUCAGAAGGUUAUCGUCCAAAGCCCUGAGGAGGGAAUGGGCCGAGAGGCUUGGGAAGGCUUGGAGGGUUGGGAAGGAGAAGACGGCCCACCACCGACUGUUCUGUACAAUGAAGCGUAGACGGGCUGUUCAGCACAUUAUCUCUCAGUGCAGAGCACACUGCCAGCAUGUCAGCAGAGUUUGUUGGUGACUGGUCUUACAAGCUGCUGUUACGAGGACAGUCUCAUAUCUGCCAAACCCACUGUGAAUGGCUUGAAGUCGCGGAAGUACAAAUGGGAACAAUUGGCUUUUGAACGAUGUGGGCAGCUAUCGAAGAUCCCAAUUAAAGUUGUGGCGGAAGCAGAAGAAAGCUCACGCUGUACUAGAAGAGGACUGGACAUGUCUUUGUCUCGUGGAGAGGCAGAAUCUAGCCAAGUGCCUGACUGCACUGAGUCUGUAUUAGUUUGAGGUGACCCAUUUAUGCUGAGCUGAUCACUUUUGUGAGAGUCUAAUUCUAUUUUUGGUAAACCGUUUACUUUGUUGUGCACACCCCUGUCGCUCAAACAUUAACGCCGGCCCAUGACACCGCGUCACUUUCGCAACUAGGGGUCAACAUUUAGAAAUACUGCGUAUACAAAGGAGUAACUGCAACAACGUGAACCAGAUCCUAUUGUAGUGUGUGCAAUAUCGCAUCUCCAGCAAGCAUUCCCUGCUUUGCAUAACGGCAAGGGCAAAAAUGCCUCUAUGUCGGGGCUAAUUUGAGCCCCCGUAUCAGCGGUCGACUGUGUGUAAUUGGAGAAAUAUGUGAUAAACAAAUUCUACAGGAAUUUCAGCUCUGCUUUAAACUGAAUUCCAUCAAACGACCUCAUCUGUUGUGCAAUUUGUGUUUUGGAAAUUGACUUUUGUUUGGUCGCAGACCGAGUUGGAAUUGAGGUUAUUUGGGCUCAGUUCUUACACAGUAGCAUCAAUUCAGACGGUUUCUAAGCCCACGGAGCCAAUGUCACGUAUUAGCGCUGUUUCCGACUGUUGUCUUUCGCUGUUACACAUAUUCUAGCUUCAGAUAACUCUAACUAACCCUAACCCUGUAAUGAUGAUGAUGAUAAUUAUUAUUAUUAUUAUUAUAAAUAAGUCAGCUACUGCUUGUGAGAAUAUUGAUGCAAUA